AUGCUAAUGAACUCAAUUGAUUAGAGUAACAAUACACAUUUGAGAGUCGAUGACAAAUCGCCUUUAUUUCCAACUGAAUUGAAUAAAAGUGUGGUUUCUUUCAAAGACUAGCCUUAGCUUAGGCAAUCGAAAUCGACUAGUCCUGAAUUCAUAAACAGAGGGUUUACUCUGGUUAAGAUGUCGCAGACUCAAUAGGAUUCGAGUAUCAAAGCUCAAUCACCAUAUGCUCAGGAAUCUAGUUAUCUGCUCAGCAGUAAAAAAUAGUCCCCUCUUUAGAAAAUCCCUGAAUAAAAUGAAGAUGAAUUAAAGAAGCAUCCCCUGGAAACAGAUAUGAUGAUAAAAGCAGACAUGAAGCUGUAAAAAUAGUCUUUUUCUUCGAAGUACAACAUAAUAAACCUAGUCAAGAGCUUCUUCUCUGAAGAUCUCUUCAAAGCCAUAGUAAAGACCAUCUCAGAUGAAGUCAUUGAAAGAUUUGAACUGAAGACCUAACGACAAAAAGAGUUCAUUGACAAGUUCAAUGAAACUAUAGAUGGAGCCAAGCGACAGCAAAACACGCUUCAAAAGAUGCUCUAGGAGAAAAGAGCAAAAGUCGUAAUUGACCCUCAGAAGUUGGUCGAAAGAGUGCAGGUGCUCUAAGACAAACUAGAAAAGUAGAGUAAAGACUACUAUCAAGAGCUGGAUAUUUACCGAGCUCAGUUCAGGAAGUCACAGACGAACGGGAUCUAGAAGGAGCUGAGGAAUUUCUUCGAAGUAAGGUUGUUUGACGAAACUGACCAGAUACCUCCUGAUUAUAUUCAGCUAAUGAACUAGAAAAUAGGGGACAUAUAAAAUCAGUAUUCGCAGUAUGUGCAGACAUAGCUUGAGACUCAAAAGGUGCUGCUGCUUAAGCUAAACGCAUAUGAAAGACUUAAGCCUGAGCAGUUCUUCCUGACAGAUUUCACGAUAGAUGAGAUAAUUGAGGCACUGCCAGCACUAGAGAUAAACCCACAAAGGAUAUGGGAUUUGAUUGAGAAACACUACAAACCCAACUUCUUCGAAAAUGUCAUAUUCAAGAAGUACGGGUACCUAUUUGAAAACAAAAAUUAAGCUGAGUUUAUGGAUUAGAUGGGAUUGAUUCGUGAGGAAGUGCUAAUAGAGAUGUAGCAACUAUCGAACUCCUACGAGAAUAAACUUAAGCAGAUUAAGAAGGAGAACUCUGAGAAGCUGGUGGAGGUUUACGAUUUGAGAGACAAAUACUACUCCGCCAUUGAGUUGACUUAGAAGCAGACUAUUGAGAACACUAAGCAGUACUACGAGGAAAGAGAGCUGCAGAUAUUCCAGCGAUGGGAGUUGGAGAGAGCAGGCCUGAUGGAGGAGAUGAAGGAGCAAGAGAAGCAUUAUGAGCACUUUGAGGUGCAGAUGGCAUAGGAGAAGUUCAAGAGUUUUGUGUUCAGGUGGACGACUCUCAACAAAGUCAACAAAAUGAAGAAGUUUGACCGAGACUCUUACGAGUACAUGAAGGCUAACCUGGAGAUACAAGAGAUGCUGAAGGUUGAUAUUGAUCUCAGACUAGACAUUCUGACUAAAAAGCUCAGAGACGAUAUUUAGACUUACAAGAAAUAGGUAUCUGAGUUGCAAGAUGAGCUGAUUGAGAUUAGAUUCAAGAACAAUAAUCUAGAAAGAAUACUCAGCUAGAAAGACAAGUUUAUAGAUGAUUUGCGAAUGAAGGAGGAUUACCUGGCUAACAAUCAUUCAAAUGCCCGCGAUUCUAUCAAAUAACUUGAGAACGAUAAGAACCUCCUUGAAAAGGACAACUAAAAUCUAAGAAUGAUGGUUAAAUCACUUGAGGACAAGAACUUCCAUCUAAGUGAAAAGAUAUACAAACUGCAGCAGAAGCAGAAUUUGUCAUUUUUAGACUUGAAGAAGGUGUUUGGACCUGCUGAUAAAAUCCUAGUUAAGACUAGGCUAAUCGAUGAAAUCAACGAAGCUAUUAACAAACUGAUGAAAAAGAUGAGGAAGCUCACAGGGUUCAAGAAUGACACCAGGAACUAGAUAGUUGGAACUGAGUUGAGGAAUGUCUAAAAGGAGAUAUGCUACAGACAUGACCAUGGAGACGGAGUAUUAGUAGAGUAAAGUACUUAAGUAGAUAGAAUAUUAGUGAUACCGAGAGAGUGCCAGACUGAAGAGAUUGUUGUUAAAGAGAGAAAUCCUAAUAAGAUAAAAAUUAAUAAUCUAGAGAACUCUGCUGAAAUCAAGAAGAAGAAAAACUUAGUUGAUAGCAGGAAUAGAAACAUUAAGUCACCCAAAGGAUAAAUUAUAAACGCGUCUUCACUAGAGGGGUCAUAGCAAAGCUCCUCAUAAGUUACUUAGAAAAAUACAAUAUAGCAUAAAGAUCACAACAAACUGACUGAAAAGAUGAUAGUCAGCACAAAGCAAAUAAUUUCCUCUCAAAAAUUGGCAUCAAGCUUUAAUAGCGAUUCAUUAGGGUAUGAAAAGUCUAAAGAUAGUAGGUUUUAAAGAAAAAGCACUUUCAGGCCAGACAAGAAUGGAACUGGUGAGAAUUUAUAAAAAUAUGGCUAUAAGAAGCAGCAGAAUAUGAGAGGAAGCAGGAAUAGAUAGGGGAAUAAUGAUGACUUAGGAGAGGACUUGAUUGGAGAUGAUGAAGACUAGAAUCCCUAUAUAGUUGAUGAGUCUCGAGAAUUCAACCAAACUGGCUUAAAGACCAAUUUAGAUGAGACUGGCCAUUUGGAAGGGAGAUUUGGGGAUGAAAGCAAUUUUGAUCAAGAUAGCUUUAGGCCAAAUACUAAGCACAACAGAGAUAGUGAUUAAAAUGAAGAGUAAAGCGAUGAAAAUGGGUUGGUAUAGGAUGUCAUUAUGUAGACGAAAUAGGUACCUAAAGUGUUCUCUAGAUUAUGGCAGCAAAAUUAAGACAGGGAGGAAAAAAUGAAACUAUACCGAGAUUAAAGUCGUGAAAUCGACAAUUAAGAAUGGAUAAGUCGGAUGGCUGGCAAUAACUCAUUGCAAAAGACAUAUGAAGGAAUGUAGGUAUUUAAAGAUCCAAGAACCGGUAAAUGCUUUGUACACAUCGAUGAAUUGAGACAAAGAGUGCAGCAGAGUGUCAAUGAUAAACAUGAAUCAAGAAACGUCCAGCAAUAUCAAUCGAAGACUGAAUCGUGGCAAAAAAACCAGCACUAGUACUCAAACUUCAUAUAGAAUGGAUAACGAGUGCUGAAUACAAAUUCACAGCAACUAAAUAUGUCACUUUACCUCCAAUAAUAGUCAAGAGAUAAUCUAUUCUUAAAUCAAGACUCAUCCUUUGAUGUAUCUCCUAAUAGACAUGCUUAGCCUACUUCGAUUCCAAUAUCGAGGGGAAUAACCUCUCGGAAUUUAAAACAUCACCACAUAACGCAAAUUCAGAAUGAUAAGCAGAUAUCCAUAAAUCUCAAACUGAGACCAAUGACAAGGACUAACUUUAGUCAUUAUGAGUCUGAGAUACCGACUACUACAAAUGAUAGAUCCACAAGUGCUGAUAUAUAUUCUAACACUGAUUAAGCUACUCCAAUAAAGAUCAUUUCAACAACACCUUCUCAGUUUGGGAUUCUUAAAAGCAAAAAUAGGGGGAAUGGUGCAAUCAUUGAUGUGGGGCAGAUUUCUAUAGCUCACUAUAAAAAGGAAACUGAGAGCAAUGACUUUAAUAAAGCAAAUAAUGCAUAAGAUUCGCUUCCAUUCAGACCAGCUUCAAGCAUUCUUUUCAACUUCAAAUAAUAGAAAAUGAACAAGGGUCAUUUACCUUCACUAAAGCAUGAUGGCAGAUUGAACUAGAGUAAUACUAGUUCUUAAAAAUAAUAUGACACCUUUAUUAAUCUAAACAUGGCUGCAAAGCAAAGUGGGCACAAAGCUUAUUAAAAUAACAGCCUAUUGGAAACCAACACUCAGAUUACGAACUCGCUAUAGAUAAAUAAAUACUAGAGGUUGAAGAGUUCAUCUGGGUAUAGAGGGCUAACACAAUUGAAAAACUAUGGGAGUGAAAGUUAUGAUAGGCUAAGCAGGGCCAAUCAAUUGAAUUAGUCAAAUAAAAUGAUGCUUUUGGAUGAUUAAGAUACCAGUGUUGCCAGUGCCAGUGCUAUUCAAAUUGAUAGAAAUUAUUUAGAUACUAUCCAUAAUAUAUGA
Stylonychia lemnae is the source of this 4149-nucleotide messenger RNA. The record is from the annotation of a GenBank genome assembly. Lineage: Eukaryota; Ciliophora; Spirotrichea; Sporadotrichida; Oxytrichidae.